GGUUUCAGCCGAGAUCUGUAGAAGUGUGUUUUCACCCUUAACCGCUGGGGGCAGUGUGGAGCGCUGAUGAGUUUAAACCGUCAAACAGAACCCAGAAGAAGACCUGGCGUCUCACCAUGGCGGAAACAGGGCAGCAGCCAGGAUCGUCUCCUGAAGACGAUGCGUCUGAGGCCACGGCUGGAGCCGUCUACAUGAUCCCUAAAAAGGAAAUCAGCAUGGUGCCAGACAUGGGAAAGUGGAAACGAUCUCAAGCGUACGCCGACUACAUGGGCUUCAUUCUGACUCUGAAUGAAAGUGUGAAGGGAAAGAAGUUCACCUGUGAAUACAAAGUUUCUGAGACUGUAGAGAAACUGCUUGAUCUCUUGGCCACUCUGGAUCAGUGGAUCAAUGAGACUCCUCCAGUGGACCAGCCGUCACGCUUCGGUAACAAGGCCUUCAGAACCUGGUUCUCCAAACUGGAUCAGGAAGCAGAGGUCCUGCUGUCAGCUGUCCUCCCUGCAGACAAAGGAGCUGCAGCCUCAGAGAUCGCCGUCUACCUGAAAGAGUCUGUGGGUAAUCCUACCAGGAUUGACUAUGGAACAGGCCAUGAAGCAGCCUUUGCAGCGUUCCUCUGCUGUCUCUGUAAAGUGGGGGCUCUCACAGCAGAUGAUCAGCUGGCUAUCGUCUUUAGGGUUUUUGACAGGUAUCUAUCAGUGAUGCGGAAGCUACAGAAGACCUACAGGAUGGAGCCAGCUGGCAGCCAGGGGGUUUGGGGUCUGGAUGAUUUCCAGUUUCUCCCCUUCAUCUGGGGCAGCUCUCAGUUUAUAGAUCACCCGACCCUGGAGCCUCGCCACUUCAUUAACGAGAGGGUGGUGAAUGAGCAUCACCAGGAAUACAUGUUUCUGGAGUGUAUCAAGUUCAUAAAUGAGAUGAAAACGGGUCCAUUUGCUGAACACUCCAACCAGCUGUGGAACAUCAGUGCUGUCCCUACCUGGUCCAAAGUCAACCAGGGCUUGAUCAAAAUGUACAAAGCAGAGUGUUUGGAGAAGUUUCCUGUCAUCCAGCACUUCAAAUUCGGUAGCCUGCUGUCCAUCCAACCAGUGAAGCCUUGAUGUCAUGCAGAUGGAGGAAAACGACCAAAAUACCAACAGCUCCCCUUUUAGCAGGAUCCUCGCCGUCAGAGCAGUCACAAAGCAGACCCCGUCUCCACAAGCGCAUUCAUGCAGUAGUCAAAGUUAGCCUCUAGAAGAUGACCUCAGAAUAUUGGUUAUUUUUGCAUAUUUGAGUAUUAUUUAUGCUAAGAGUUUGACUUAAAGCUAAAGUACUUUUUUCCUUUCUUUAAUUAUGGAGGUGUUUAGUUUCUUUUCAUGUUAGUUUUUUUUGAUGAUUUCACUCAGAUUCUUUCAACAAAGUUAGAUUUGUUGCAGAAGUAUUGUCCAUCUGUAAAAAGGUUUUGUACCUGUCAAAAAAUAGUCUGUCUAUGAAAACGUUUCAUUCUUGUAUUCAGAAUUUCUGCAUCAGUAAAACUGUUUGGUAACUGUAGAAAUAGCAAAACCCAAGUUUCAGGUACAAUUCUUUUAUUUGUCAAUGACUCAAUCAGCAGCUUUACACUGUCACCCAAUCAGAUGCAUGAUCUCGAUGCUAGAAAGUUUAUUUCUGUCUACACAGAGACGAGACAAAAUGGGGAAAAACUUCUUCAGAAUUUCCUGACCCAAAAAUGAUCAACACUUUCUCUGUUGUUGUUGGAGUAAUGAAAUAAUGAGUAAUCACUUACCAAACGUUCUGCCUUUCAUCUGAUGUAGAACAAAAACUGUUUUUUUUUUUUUUAAUCUAGCAUGGAUAUCAUGCAUCUGAUUGGCUGGACCAAGCAGUGCAGUGAUUGGAUGACAGUAAAAGGCUUCUGAUUGGUUAAUUCAUUGAGAAACAAAAGAAUUGUCCUUGUAACUUGGGUUUUGUCAUUGUACAUCAAAGUUUAGGACAGACAAAUGUGUCUACAGUUACACAACAGUUUUACAGAUGCACACAUUUCUUAUUAAAAGUUCAAAAUGUUUUUAUUGACGCACCAUUUUUGCUAUGGAUACAAAAUCCUUUUACAGACGAAUAAUUUAUUUUCUAGAGAGACAAACAUUUUUCCUGACACACAAAUCAAUUAUUACAAGUACAAACCUUUUACAGAGAUCAGUACUUUAGCAACAAAACUAACUUCAGAUUUUUCAAGCAGCUCAUCUGUUACCGCAGUAAAACUGACACCUUUUGGAAGUGGCUCACUCACUAAAGUUUACUGUGGUCCAUGCAGAUACAAUUGGUCAAUUGUUUGCUGAGGAAUGAUCGUAAACUUUGAUAUUUUGCAAGUUAUUCAAAUAAAAGCUUUAGAUUUA
Oryzias melastigma (Indian medaka) is the source of this 2357-nucleotide messenger RNA. RefSeq names its product protein phosphatase 2 phosphatase activator (gene ptpa). The transcript is spliced from 10 exons. The coding region runs from base 117 to 1091 and encodes 324 amino acids. The record is from RefSeq and is a predicted model, not a curated record. Gene Ontology annotation, cellular component: cytoplasm; protein phosphatase type 2A complex; nucleus. Gene Ontology annotation, biological process: mitotic spindle organization. Gene Ontology annotation, molecular function: peptidyl-prolyl cis-trans isomerase activity; protein tyrosine phosphatase activator activity. NCBI's taxonomy places the organism in Eukaryota, Metazoa, Chordata, Actinopteri, Beloniformes, Adrianichthyidae.